AUGGCGGCGGCGACAAUGGCAACGGCGGCGGGGGCAGCGGUGCUGUUGUAUUACAUAUUAAUCCGGAGACUAGCGGCGGCGAAGGGCGGUGAUUUAUCGAAAUCGAGGUCGGGUAGGAGGAUCGCCAGAAGACCGGUACAAGCGCCUGCCACUUGGCUAGAAACAAUGACUACAUUAUCAGAGACGCUUAGGUUCACUUACUCUGAGACGUUAGGAAAAUGGCCCAUUGGUGACUUGGCUUUUGGCAUCAAUUAUCUCUUAAGGAGACAGGGUAAUUUGCAAGUUGCAAGUGUAUAUGCUGGUAGUAAUUCUGUACGGUUGAAAGGCCCUGAAGUCAUAGCAGAGAUGUACGAUCUAUUGAGACUUUUGACCCUUUGCAUGUAUUUUUCAAAGAAGCCAUUUCCAGUCUUUUUGGAGUUGGCCGGAUUCUCUCAGGAGGAUGUUCUUAUUCAGAAGCCAAAAGCAGGGCUUCUGAAGCCCGCUUUCACAAUUAUACACGAUAAAAAUUCAAAUCAUUUCCUUCUACUGAUUCGUGGUACUCAUAGCAUCAAAGAUACACUAACAGCAGCAACUGGUGCAGUGGUCCCUUUUCACCAUUCAGUUUUACAUGAUGGUGGGAUAAGUAAUUUAGUUUUAGGAUAUGCACACUGUGGAAUGGUUGCUGCAGCUCGUUGGAUUGCUAAGCUGAGCUCCCCUUGUCUGCUUAAGGCACUUGGUGAAUAUCCCGACCACAAAAUUAAGAUUGUUGGGCAUUCACUUGGUGGUGGGACUGCAGCGUUAUUAACGUAUAUACUUCGAGAACAAAAGGAGUUCUCUUCUAGCACCUGUGUCACAUUUGCCCCAGCUGCAUGUAUGACAUGGGAUUUAGCAGAAUCAGGCAAGCAUUUCAUUACUACUGUCAUCAAUGGCUCUGAUCUGGUGCCUACAUUUUCAGCUGCCUCUGUUGAUGAUCUUCGCUCUGAGGUCACAGCAUCUUCAUGGCUAAAUGAUUUGAGGGAUCAGGUUGAGCAUACCAGAGUCCUAAAUGUUGUUUAUCGCUCUGCCACUGCCCUGGGAUCUCGUCUACCAUCCAUAGCUAGUGCAAAAGCCAGGGUUGCUGGUGCAGGUGCACUUCUGCGACCUGUCUCCAACAGCACUCAGGUUGUGAUGAAGCGAGCCCAAGAUGUUGCCCAAGCAGUUGUCAGAACACGCUCAUCUCUAACAUCAUGGUCGUGUAUGGGGCCACGUCGACGUUCUGUGGGCCCAUCUUCAAUAAAUUCUUAUGCGGAGGACUUGCCCGAAGCUACUAUUGUAUCUGUAAACUCUGAAGCUGGUGAAGUCCAGACACAAGACUCAGUGCAGAUCAAACUUGAGAUUAGUUCAAGCAGUGGUUCAGUUCAUGAUGAUACCGAGGAAGAUGAGCCUCUUUUAUCUGAUGAUAGAGUCAUGAAUUCAUCGGUCAUGGAAGAGGUUACUGAAGGUCAAUUAUGGUAUGAACUGGAGAGGGAGCUUCAAAGGCAAGAGAGCGAAGUUGAUAUUCAAGCGCAGGAAGAAGAAGCUGCUGCAGCAAAAGAAAUUAUUGAAGAGGAGAAUGUUCUUGUCAACACAACUGAAGCAAAAAAUCCAAUCGUGUCAGAGGACCUGUCAGAAAGCCAACUGUUCUAUCCACCUGGAAGAAUCAUGCAUGUCAUUUCCAUAUCUCCAUCAAAUACUAACUUAGAACUCAAUGGACCCGCGGAAGAACACAUAGGUUUAUUCGAGACUGCUAGAGAACUGUACAGUAAGAUCCGACUUUCAAGAACAAUGAUCAACGAUCAUUACAUGCCAAUGUAUAGGAAGAUGAUGGAAUUAUUAAUCCAGGAACUGGAAAAUGAUGAAGAUUGUAGUUGUGUUAUGUUAGAAGAUUGA
Molecule: messenger RNA, 1887 nt
Organism: Dovyalis caffra
Lineage: Eukaryota; Viridiplantae; Streptophyta; Magnoliopsida; Malpighiales; Salicaceae
Source: the annotation of a GenBank genome assembly